Ruditapes philippinarum (Manila clam) is the source of this 2550-nucleotide messenger RNA. RefSeq lists its product as uncharacterized. The record is from RefSeq and is a predicted model, not a curated record. NCBI's taxonomy places the organism in Eukaryota, Metazoa, Mollusca, Bivalvia, Venerida, Veneridae. Bases 93 to 2018 code for a protein of 641 amino acids. The transcript has 9 exons.
GAAAAUUAACUUCCUAGUUAAGUUACUUCGGUUUUAACAUUUAAACGGUAGAUUAAUUGCACUGAAAUGAAUGGGACCAAAAUACCAAAGAGAUGUUACUUGUAAAAGUAUUUCUUGUUUGGAUGUUAAAUGCAGUGUAUGGGUGGAAGUGUCCUAGUGAUGUGGACAUUCAAAGAAUUUACGCCAAAAGUGGCGAGCAAGCUGUAUUAAGUUUUCAGACUAAAAUUAAAUCAUAUCAUCAACAAAUACUGUAUAGCGUCGCAUCAUUUGACCAGAAUAACCUUUACUCUGCCUUGUUUUAUGAAAAUCUCUUAAGAAAGGAGAGGACAUAUUUUGGCUCAGAAUUUAUUGGAGAUGCAAACACUGGGAAUUUCACUGUGAAGACAGCAAGUGUGAUAAAACAAGACGGUGGGACAUAUAUGCUACAAUAUAAAGAAGGAGCGUCGAAUAUGACUACAGAAGAAUGUGCCAUGUUGUAUAUCAUAGAUAAACCAAAGAAGGCGACUGUUUAUCAUGAAAAGAUCAAUAUAGAAGGAAACAAUACUACUUUAACUUGUACCAGCAUAUCUACAACAUACCCGACAAACCACACACUAGGUCUUACAUAUAGUUGGAAAAUCGACAAUGUAAACAACCCUUCUAACCAAAGAUAUGUAUAUUCUUCAAAUAGAAAGACAAUUUUUAUCAAGUCUGUUGAUAAAGAGGAUGCCAACAUGAGUUUAACGUGCAGCGCUACAGAAUUCGGCGAUGAAGUUAUUGGGUAUACAUCAGACGAAAGUGAAAAGUCAUUAUUUGUUGUUAUUUAUGGACCUGACAAGUGCGAAAUCAAUACAACAUCUCCAUAUAUAAUUAUGGAAGGAGAUACUACUGAGACAAUCAAAUGCAAAGCAAAUUGUUACCCGUCAUGCGCAUGCGUUUGGAGAAAUGAAUCUUCAGGAAGUAGUAUUGGAGAAAACGGAAGUUUUGUUAUAAGAACAGUCUCAAAAUACCAAACCGGGAAUUAUACAUGUACCUGUGCAAAUACAGCAAAAGACAAGAUCGCGACUGAGCAAACUUCUUCGUUGUAUAUCAAAGUUGAAUAUAUAGACUUUUUCAUAAAAGGAAAGGAAGGCCAAACAGAAAUCACACUUGAUGAAUACACAGCGGGCGCAAACUUCAUUUGUGUAGUAGAUACUUAUUGGGAAUCAACAGUCCAAAUAUUGUUUGAAGACAAAGUGAUUCAACAGCAAUUUGAUACAGGCAUCACUUCCUUUACUUAUAAGAGCAUGAACUGUUUGCAUUCUGGCAUGUAUGUGUGCAAUGGGGGUAAUAAUCAUGGAGGAACAUUUAGCGGAAGCAUACGUAUAUUUGUUAGAUGCUCUCCGCAUUCGAAUCAACAAAUCAAACAAAAUUUUACAAGUGAAAUGUAUAUUCCGUCGACACUUAGCUUUACCACAAUAGCAUACCCGGAACCCGGACCAACAGGAUUUAUCUGGCACAAAGAAAAGGGUAUGCUUUGGGAAAAACUACUGAGUAACACAGAUAUACAAAUAUCUUCAUCGUUAUUGCAGUCAAACCUAACCAUCUGGAAUGUGACAGCAUCUGACUACGGACAUUAUCGUGUUACAGUUACAAAUGAAAUAGAUAGCUUUACCCAACACCUAUUUCUUGUAGAAAAAGAUAAUAGUAAAAGAUCACCAAUUGCAGCAGAUAAUGCUUGCACAGACACAUGUCAUACUUGGAUGAUAGUAGGAAUAAUAUUCGGGUUAUUAAGUGCAGUAUUGAGUGGUUAUGCAGUCUAUGUUACAAUUCUACUGAGAAGGACUAACAUCAGAAAAGGCGAGGGGGAAUCAGCUGGAACGACUGAUCCUGCAUAUUACGAAAAAGUAGAGGAAGAUUCGAAAACUGCUGGAAAUCGAAGAGAACCAGGUUGUUCUAACACGGACGAGUACGAAAACUCUGUAAAAAUGUACACGGAUCUUGUACGAUAUUCGAAGGACGAUAAACAAACCUACGACAUCAUACAAAGCAAUAAAUGAAACACUGGAUUGACAGUCUAAUAAUGAAGAUAUUUGUACAUUCUCUGAACUUGACAUGCUGUACAUUUGCAGCUUUGCACUAUGUGUUAUUCUCUACCUUGUUGUACAAUGUUCACUGUUUUGCUUUAAUAAUUGUAUUGUAUAUUAUUCUUUGUGACACAACAAGAUGUACAUCUUUUUGAUAUUGUAUUAUGCAUAUGGGCCGAUGGCUUAUAUUAUUCGGUUAAACAAACUUGUAUAAACUUGUAUUUUCAUUCGAAACUUACUCUUACUUUUUAUAAAGUCAAAUGUUCUAGUUUCUAUUAAUUGCCGUUCUAAAAUUAAAAGCAUUGUCAAAAAAUAAUAAAUUUGUUAAACAAAAAUAAAAAUAAAAUAAAAAAUUAAGUAAUAAAAAAAAUCGGGAAAGUCAUUAGAUAUCAAAGUUGUAGAUAAAUUCAAUUUGUUUUUUAAAUGCACGAAAGAUCCUGUAGAAAACAUACCGGAAAUGUCAAGCAAAUUGUGUGGUGAGUUUAAAAUAAAACAAUAUAAACAA